GCCAUGGAGUGGGAGAAGGCGUGGUCGCGGGUUCCGGUGGUGACCUACCGGGCGGUGCGUCAUUUCCUGGAUCGGCGUGAAGCGAGGCCGAGGCCGGGGCCUGGAGUUGGUGAAGGCUGAGCUGAGGAUAACUCCUUACAGAAUUGAAGGAGAGUUGGGGAUUGAAUCAAACAUUGAGGUUCUGUGUCGUUUUUGUGAGGUGGAACAAACAUUUGUGAAGGCUGUGACAGCAUCAUGCGCUCCCUAUAUCUUCUGUUCGUCGUUGUGCUCAGCUGCGGACUUGUAGUCAGCAAGUUUGAUGACUUCGAUGAUACCGAUGACAUUACUGAGUAUGACGACAAUGAUUUUGCAGAAUUUGAAGAUGUGAAUGAGGAUGUGCCUCAGGAGACUCCACAGAAAAUUACAACCGUGCAAGAUGAUGAGGAAGAGGCGACGGUAGAAGUGGAGGACCAGGAUGAAAACCAAGAAGAUUUUGAAGAUCCAGAUGCACCUGCAGAUGGCGAUGCAGAGAAUGAACUGUUUGACGAUGAAGAAUUUGAAGGUUAUGAAGAGGUAGAUAGGCCAUCAAGCAGAAGCAAAGACCCGAUUAAGAUAGUUAACGUCCCACAUCAUCUCCAGAACAGCUGGGAGAGCUACUACAUGGAGAUUCUGAUGGUCACUGGGCUCCUUGCUUACAUCAUGAAUUACAUCAUCGGCAAAAACAAAAACAACCGGCUGGCUGCAGCGUGGUUCAGUUCCCAUAAGCAACUGCUUGAGAGUAACUUUGCACUUGUCGGAGAUGACGGGAUGAAUAAAGAGCCCAUCAGUACUGGGAAGCUAAACCAGGAAAACGAACACAUUUAUAACCUGUGGUGCUCAGGGCGUCUGUGCUGUGAGGGAAUGUUGAUUCAGCUGAAGUUUUUGAAACGUCAAGAUCUGUUGAAUGUCCUCGCACGCAUGAUGAGGCCAGCCAGUGACCAGGUGCAAAUCAAAGUCACAAUGAAUGAAGAAGACAUGGAUACCUAUGUAUUUGCCAUUGGUUCACGGAAAGCCAUGGGGAGGAUGCAGAAGGAGAUGCAGGAUUUGAGUGAAUUCUGCAGCGAUAAGCCAAAGUCAGGGUCUAAAUUCGGAAUUCCGGAUUCACUUGCUAUCCUGUCCGAAAUGGGAGAAGUCACAGAGGGAAUCCUGGAUAACAGAAUGGUGCAUUUCCUCUCGUCUCAUGAUGAUAAAAUUGAGUCCAUUCACUUUUCGGAUCAGUUCUCUGGGCCUAAAAUAAUGCAAGAAGAGGGCCAGCCCCUCAAGCUGCCUGAUACUAAAAAGACACUACUGUUUACAUUUAACGUUCCUGGUCUGGGCAACACUUCUCCAAAGGACAUGGAAUCCUUGCUGCCACUGAUGAACAUGGUUGUUUACAGCAUUGACAAGGCAAAGAAGUACCGGUUGAACCGUGAGGGUAAGAUGAAGGCUGAUAAGAAUCGCGCUCGUGUGGAGGAAAAUUUCCUGAAGAUGACUCAUGCCCAACGGCAGGAAGCCGCACAAACACGGAGAGAGGAGAAAAAGCGUGCAGAGAAAGAAAGGAUCAUGAAUGAGGAGGAUCCAGAUAAACAACGCAGGCUCGAGGAAGCUGUUCUACGCCGUGAACAAAAGAAGCUGGAGAAGCGACAGAUGAAGAUGAAACAGAUCAAAGUGAAAGCGAUGUAGAGUACCAAAUAAGGGAUGAUGUUACCCUUGCAUCAAUCACCUCAUUGUUCAAUUGUUCAAUUUUAAUGAGAAACUCAGGGCACUAAGUAAUUGAUUAGCAAUUUAUGCAAAAAAUUGUUACACUUCACAAGCUCUAAUAACAGUCUUUGGUAUUUUGGAUUUUGAUCCCUCGCCCAAUGCAACUUUUAGUCAUUAGCCUCCUAGCCUCUGUGAGGUAAGUCUUAAUUCUGCAUGGAAUGCAAGACCUAUUUUGUGGUGAUCCACAUUAGGCCAGAUUGAAACUAAAAUAUAGUUCCAUUGUCUUAAGAUCAUCCCCAUACUGUAAGUUUACUUAAACUGGCUGGAAAUUGAAACUUUUUCAAAUGAAAUUAUGUUUGUACAGAGAUUUGGGCAGAUGCCAAACAGCUGAGUGUUGGAAUAGAGCAAUGACCUAAUGCCACUGUAUAGAGUGGGUGCCAUAAGGGAAACCCCCGUUUGUUUCAUUCUCUACCUUUUAGAUGAAUAUGAAUGAAUGGAAAUGUGUAUUGGAGCCGUGCACUUUCACUUAUUUUUACUUUAUAUAAUGAUUAAAUUGCUAAUCCAAUACUC
Messenger RNA from Callorhinchus milii (elephant shark), 2268 nucleotides. RefSeq names its product PAT complex subunit CCDC47. Bases 235 to 1680 code for a protein of 481 amino acids. NCBI's taxonomy places the organism in Eukaryota, Metazoa, Chordata, Chondrichthyes, Chimaeriformes, Callorhinchidae. Gene Ontology annotation, cellular component: endoplasmic reticulum. Gene Ontology annotation, molecular function: calcium ion binding. Gene Ontology annotation, biological process: endoplasmic reticulum calcium ion homeostasis. The transcript is spliced from 14 exons. The record is from RefSeq and is a predicted model, not a curated record.